Messenger RNA from Ceratotherium simum simum (southern white rhinoceros), 1345 nucleotides. Lineage: Eukaryota; Metazoa; Chordata; Mammalia; Perissodactyla; Rhinocerotidae. The record is from RefSeq and is a predicted model, not a curated record.
UUUUCUUUUCCAGGUUCCGCUCAGCUAAUAUUUAAUAUAACCAAGUCUGUAGAAUACACCGUUUGCAAUGAAAGUGUCAUCAUCCCAUGCUUUGUUAAUAAUGUGGAGGCGAAAAGCAUUACUGAAAUGUAUGUAAAGUGGAAAUUUAAAGGAAAAGACAUUUACACCUACAGUGGACAAGAGCAAAAGACCACUAAUGACCCCGACUUUAACAGUGCAACUAUCACACCUUCAGAAUUACUAAAAGGCAUUGCCUCUUUGAAGAUGGAUAAGAGGGACGCCCGUGUAGGAAACUAUACCUGUGAAGUGACAGAAUUAAGCAGAGAAGGCGAAACCAUCAUAGAACUGAAAUAUCGUGUUGUUUCUUGGUUUUCUCCAAAGGAAAAUAUCCUCAUUGUUAUUUUCCCAAUUUUGGCUAUACUUCUGUCCUGGGGACAGUUUGGUAUUGUGACACUUAAAUAUAAAUCCAAUCCUAUGAAGGGGAAAACCAUUUUUUUAUUUGUUGCUGGACUGGUGCUCACUAUAGAUGUCAUCGUUGGAGCCAUUCUUUUCAUCCCAGGUGAAUUUUCAACAAAGAAUGCUUGGGGACUUGGUUUAAUUGUAAUUCCUACAGCAACAUUAACGUUACUUCAGUACUGUGUGUUUUCGAUGUCUUUCGGGAUGAGCUCCUCCACCAUCGCCAUACUGAUCCUCCAGGUGCUGGGCUUUGUGCUCUCUGUGGUUGGACUAAGCCUCUGUAUCUCAGAGUGCACCCCAGUGCAUGGCCCUCUUCUGAUUUCAGGUUUGGGUAUUAUAGCUCUAGCAGAAUUAGUUGGAUUAGUUUAUAUGAAAUUCUUUGGUAAGUCAAACUUAUUUUUGUUAGCCUAUGUCAAGAAUUUCAGAUGUAUAAUUUGGAAAAUGUUUUUGGUUAGUUCUUAUAGUUUAGGACCAAAGAAUAUAUUGGUAACUCCAAAAAUAAGAAAAUACAGUGAAUGCUGCUGUAGCUUUUAAGUAAUAAAAUUGGAAUGAUUGGGGGUAAUGAAAAAGGGUAGGAGACAUAUGAAUUAAUGAAAUUUUAAGUGAUAAACUAGUUUAAAAGAAAAUGGCUUUAUGUUUUAGAAUUUGUAGUUUUUUAUACUAAGUAAAAGGAGAGAUUGUUGAGGAUUCAUUUUAAUUAAUACAAAAGGAUUUUAAUUGGCCAUUGUUUCUGUGACAGAGCUCUCUCAGAGAGACCAGUCUGUCACUUGCCCUUCUUGCAGACUGUUUGUAAGACUUGGACUCCCUAAGUAGACAAGAAUCGAAAUUCAAAAUCUGUCAUUUUUGUUAAUUAAAGUAGUGUCCUCUGACACUUGACUUUAAAAUGUUU